Molecule: messenger RNA, 585 nt
Organism: Macrosiphum euphorbiae (potato aphid)
Lineage: Eukaryota; Metazoa; Arthropoda; Insecta; Hemiptera; Aphididae
Source: the annotation of a GenBank genome assembly
AUGAUCCGGGCACAGAGGAUUGCGGCUCUCAGAGUCACGAGGGCGUACCGCACAGUCUCGGCUGAGGCAGCCUUAUUCCUGGCGGGAACUCCUCCGGGUGAUCUUCUUGCUUUGGAACGCAAAAGAGUCCGAAGUAAACUUGACGAUCUGGACAGAGCUGAUUCAAACAGAUGGAGUCGGGGCGUUAGAGGAGCCUGGACGCGCACGAUUCUUCCGGACCUGAUAAGAUGGACGAAAAGAUGGCCCAAAGACCUCACGUUUCAUGUAACGCAGGCUCUUACGGGACACGGGUGUUUCAGGUACUACCUACACAGGAUGAAGCGCGCCCCUGAUGCGGCUUGCCUGUACUGCCAACACCCUGAGGACACUGCGGAACACACAAUAUUUGAUUGUGCUUACUGGGAUCCGCUUCGGCUGCCAGUGAAGAUGUUUGUUGGUAACCGAAAUAUAACCCCGGGAGACGUCCAGGAUUUGCUGUGCGGCCCCACUGAUGUCCCGUUCAGCGAGAACGACCGGCUACGGGCUGCCUCCCAACGUGCCACCCAGUCCUUUUAUAGUUUUAUGACAUGGUUGACAACAUUUUAA